Pseudoliparis swirei is the source of this 2747-nucleotide messenger RNA. It is a transcript of the gene twnk, whose product is annotated as twinkle mtDNA helicase. Gene Ontology annotation, molecular function: ATP binding; single-stranded DNA binding; 5'-3' DNA helicase activity. Bases 97 to 2274 code for a protein of 725 amino acids. NCBI's taxonomy places the organism in Eukaryota, Metazoa, Chordata, Actinopteri, Perciformes, Liparidae. The record is from RefSeq and is a predicted model, not a curated record. The transcript is spliced from 7 exons. Gene Ontology annotation, biological process: mitochondrial DNA replication. Gene Ontology annotation, cellular component: mitochondrion.
AAAAGCCCGGGUUAAAGGAGCAUGGAGGGAAAUGAGGGCAGACUGCAGACUGUAGAGCCAGUAAGGUGGAAGUUCAAUGCACUCUCCAGAUAAGUAAUGUGGACGAGCUUGCUGCUGAGGGGCACCACCUGUUUUGUGCAGGUGGCAACCCCGAGGUUUCUCCACCAAAGACCCUUCCCACCCCUCUGUGCGAGACUUCUCACUCAGCGGCCCCUUCGCAGGACCCCCUGUGGUUUAGAGCUUCGGGGCGAAGGCUACUUCCUGGCACACAGUGGGACCAGGGCAUUUAAAAGAGAUGCAAAGUCGUCUCUGGAGCCUGCCGUCAGCCCCGUCACAGUCACAGACAUCAAACAGUAUCUGCGCACAAAGGAGAUUCCCUUCCACGAUGGCUACAGCUGCCUCCACACUCCGAGCAUCUUUGUCAAGCCGUCCGCCAGGAGGGACAGCUUCUCCCUGUUCGUCGACAAAACCACCGGGCAGUUUCUGUGUAAAGACACGUUGGUGGAAGGGAGUUGGGAGGAUCUCCAGGACUGCCUGGAGGUGAUGCUGAAGGAGGAGCAGGACUUCCUCAGCCCUCGCGUGCUGCUGGAGUACCCAGACAGUGCGCAGGAGCAGGAGGACAUGGAGUGGGAGCUGAGGGAGGUGCAGAGGAUCUGGUCCAGCUCCGUGCCCUUCUCUGACCUCCCCGAGGACGAGGCUCGGCUGAUUAAAACCAUGUUUCAGAUCACAAAGAUAUCCAACGCCACACUCAAGAGGUUUGGCGUGAGGCUCUUCAAACCUACCAAGAGUCUGGUUUUCCCCUGGUUCGGUGGCCCCGACUCCUCCCUAAAAGGGGUGAAGCUUCUCUCCGCCCAAAGCACAGACACUGACAAAGUCAUUUAUAAUGAAGCCACGGUCCCAAAGUGUAAUUCGUACUACAACCUGUUUGGCCUCCCGCUGGUGGGCCGCAUGGACGCGGAGGUGGUGCUGACCGGACACGAGCUGGACACUCUGGCUGUGAGCCAGGCCACGGGACUCACCAGUGUGGCUCUCCCUCGCGGGGUCAGCUGCCUCCCGCCGAUCCUGCUGCCGUACCUGGAGCAGUUCAAGCGGGUGACGCUGUGGUUGGGGGACGACAUUCGCUCCUGGGAGGCGUCGAAGAUCUUCUCGCGCAAAUUGGCGUUUAGGCGCUGCUCGCUGGUGCGGCCCGGGGAGUACCGGCCAUGUCCCGCGGAGGCGCUGGCCCAGGGGAAGGACUUGGGCCAGAUCAUCAAGUCCUCCAUCCCGGCGGCCCAUAAGUCCAUCAUGUCCUUCAAGCAGCUCCGAGACGACGUGUACGGGGAGCUGGUGAACAGAGAGCAGGUGGCUGGAGUGAAGUGGGGGAGGUUUCAGGAGCUCAACAGGAUCCUGAAGGGACAUCGCAAGGGGGAGCUGACUAUUUUCACAGGUCCUACCGGCAGUGGGAAGACCACCUUUAUCAGUGAGGUUGCCCUGGACCUUUGCAUGCAGGGCGUCAACACUUUAUGGGGCAGCUUCGAGAUCAACAACGUGCGUCUGGCGAAGAUCAUGCUGACGCAGUUUGCCAUGCAGAGGUUAGAGGAAAACCUGGAACAGUACGACUACUGGGCCGACAAGUUUGAAGAGCUGCCGCUCUACUUCAUGACUUUCCACGGACAGCAGAACAUCAAGACAGUGCUGGACACAAUGCAACAUGCCGUCUACCUUUAUGAUAUCAACCACGUCGUCAUCGACAACCUGCAGUUCAUGAUGGGGCAGGAAAACCUCUCCGUAGACAAGUUUGCCGUCCAGGACCACAUCAUCGGAGUGUUCAGGAAGUUUGCCACCAACAGCAGCUGCCACGUCACUCUGAUCAUUCACCCCAGGAAGGAGGACGAUGACCGAGAGCUGCAGACCGCCUCCAUCUUUGGUUCAGCAAAGGCCAGCCAGGAAGCCGACAACGUCCUCAUUCUGCAGGAGAAGAAGCUGGUGACGUGUCCCGGCCGCAGGUCCCUGCAGGUCACCAAGAACCGCUUCGACGGAGACGUGGGCAUCUUCCCUCUGGACUUCAUCAAGUCUUCGCUCACCUUCGCGACGCCCAUCAAAGGAAAGCACAAGCUGAGGCAGGUCGCCGGCAAGCCGGAAGACGAGCUGGAGGUGAAGAAGGAGGUGAGGAAGGAGGUGAGGAAGGAGGUGAAGAAGGAGGUGAAGAAGGAAGAAGUCAAGAAGGAGAAAGCGGCCAAAACGACAAAGACUCCACGAACUGAUAAGAAAUUAAACGAAAGCAUGGAGAAGUAACUAUAAUGUAGUAUUAUAAUUCAUGGUCGUCGGUUUUUUCACCUUCACAUUUACAGUCUAGUUUUAUGUCCAUAAAAGGUUCAACUGAGCUCAACAUUAGGUUUGUUGGAGCGACGCAAUAUGUAAUUCACAAUGAAACAAAUGGUAAAUAAUGAUGGAAAAUAUAUAUUUCAUCAUGGAACGAGGUAUGGAUGUUUCAACCUGAAUGUGACUGAUGGGUUAAGUGUUAAGUGCAUUUAUAUGCAGGUACUUCUGUAUAUUAUUACUGUUCAAAGUGUUAAAAUACUGCUAAACCUGUUCUUAACCCCCCCCCCCCAAAAACAAAAAAACAAUAACUGUGACAUCAAGGACUACUGUUUCCAUGGAGAUCACUCGGUCACAUCACCUUCGUGUGCUUUCUACUGACUUUUUGUACAAGUAAGAUUCAUGGAAUGAGCUUUUUUCUUUUUUAUAAAUAAAGUGCUAAUCAUGCA